UGAUACAGGUAAAAACGGUGACACAUCCGGAAAUGUUUUGAAAACACAGUCUUCCUUACCUUUUGCACAUACAAUUAACCAUAAAACUUGCAGGAUCGGAUAACAUUUCGAAUUCGGAAGAAGUUCGUUUUGUUAAAAAAUGAACUGGGGAAUAAUAGCGGCCCUUGGGCUGCUUUUCACCUUUAAUACAGUGAAUGGGCAACUGGAUCCUGAGAUUGUGGACGAAAUUAUCCCAGAGAUCACAAGCCAGGGAGGUGAAGCCAAGCUGAACUGUACAGUUGUCAACAAACAGUCAGGACACACUGUACAUUGGACAUUCAUGGAUUCCUAUGCUGGAGGUGAUAUUAUCAGCAACGAUAAAGACAUCUUUAUAACAAAUCCUGAAUGUAAGGAGGGAAAGAAGAAGUAUGAGGUUAUUGUGAACAAAUUCAACCAGAGAGAGACGUACAUGUUGAAGAUUAACUGUCUAGAGUUUGUGGACUAUGGUUAUUACAAGUGCUACAUCCAGAUCCGCGGAGACAGCUCGGCAUCCUGGCCCAGCAAGAUUGGCUACCUCGUUGUGCAAGUUCCUCCCACUAUCACCAGUAAGAAUGUUGCCGUUAAGCAGCUGGAUGAGGGUCAGUCAGGCUUCUUGCAAUGUGAGGCGACAGGCGUGCCAAAACCCAACAUCACCUGGGUCCGAUCUGACGGUGGUAUGCUCCCUGGUGGCAUGGGCGCACUGUGGAAUAGCACUAUUCUACCCCUUAAUAACAUCACAAAGGAUAACCGAGGCCUAUACAAAUGUGUAGCAGACAACCAGGUUCGUCCCCCAGAUGUGUACCUUGUGGCCCUGCAAGUUUUCUUCAAGCCGGAAACUAAAGCUGUUCAAGACACAGUAGGCCAGGCACAGAACAGACAGUUUGACGCUAAAUUGGAGUGCCGAGUUUCUGGCUAUCCUGAAGCAGAAGUUGUGUGGCAUCGAGAACCGACAAAAUCCAAUGGCGCCACUCAACUUGAACAGCUUAAUGACAAUGAAAAAUAUGACAUUAGUAAACAGAUCGCAACAACAACACUCCGAUUCCAAGAGUCUUGGUAUACGUUGAGAAUUAAAAACGUGGAGGCCAAUGAUUAUACAAAAUACUUUUGUAUCGCUCAAAACAGAAUAGGCAGGAAUGCCACUACCAUGAUAACACUAUUUGAAACCAUGGAGUGUCAGGGAGCUAAUUGUCCGACGUACGAGGGUUUAGGGGCCUCUGCAAUAUCUGUGUCGUUGUUGGCAACAAUCUCUGUGGUGACACUGGCGAAGCUGUUGCUGUAAUGCUUACUUAAUCCAGACACUUAUCAUUUGUGAAUGAAUAUUUUGAUUUGUACACAAUAUGUUACCAGAAUUUGAAUGACAUAUACUUAUGUUUUAAACUGAAAUCAGACAAUGUUUAUUUUUUUCUUCUAUUUAUGACCAGUUUGCAACUAUGGCUUAAUAUGUAGACAAAAUGAUUACCAAAAUGAUUUGCAAUAUGUUUUAAGCCUUUGAUGAUGUUGUUUGUGAAUCCACACAUUACUACACAUAGUACUAUGAAAUUAAACAAACAAGAAAUACACACUGUAAAAAUCAGAAUUGCACAAAUGUACAGUUCUUUGCAUUUCAUUUGUAAAUAUCUUUUAUAUUGUAGAUAUGAGUAUGUAGUCACAUUAUAUAAUUAUAUACAUAAAUAUAUAUGUGUCCUAAUCUUAGAAUGAUGUACAGUGACUGUAUAGGCUUUUUAACAUAAAAGAAGUUCUCAAAGUUGAUUGGCAGAAGGGCAUAAUGCUGUUGGCAUUUACAUAGCAAACAUAUUAACUUGAUGGCCAAGACGUAAGUGCAUCCUUAGAUGGUAUGAUUCGAGAUUCUUAUUUAUAGAACAGAUGUUGUCCCAAAAUAAGAAAACUAUUUAGGAAAAACAGCAUUGCUAAAAGUUUUUGUUGUUAUCAUACUUUAUCAUACUUUCACUUUCAAAUAAAACAGAUGAGCAUGUAUUUUUCAGUAGAAAUAUAUUGUUUUUUUUUUUUUACUUCUUGUUACAUUCAAACUGCUGUAAAUAACUAGAGAAAAGGUUCAGAAAUCCCUGUGCUGCAAACUAUUUAGGGACGUUCACUGUAUUGACCAAACUUGUAUAUUUUCAUUGGGUAUGUUUAUUCUGAUUAUCAUUAUUGCGAUUGUAUAGAAUAUAUAAAUGAUACACAGUGUAUAUUCUGAUAUCAUAUUACCUUUUUCAUUGUAAAUGACAUAUUUCAAUUUUGAAUUGUUUAUAUAAUUUUUAUUAAAAUACAUAUUUUCUC
This is a messenger RNA of Mya arenaria, 2295 nucleotides long. Its product is annotated as protein amalgam-like. The coding region runs from base 140 to 1297 and encodes 385 amino acids. The record is from RefSeq and is a predicted model, not a curated record. Lineage: Eukaryota; Metazoa; Mollusca; Bivalvia; Myida; Myidae. The transcript is spliced from 7 exons. Gene Ontology annotation, cellular component: neuron projection.